Molecule: messenger RNA, 971 nt
Organism: Trametes versicolor FP-101664 SS1
Lineage: Eukaryota; Fungi; Basidiomycota; Agaricomycetes; Polyporales; Polyporaceae
Exons: 3
Coding region: 189-971 (260 amino acids)
Cellular component (GO): cytoplasm
Source: RefSeq, a predicted model, not a curated record
GCUGCUUGCUUUGUCAUGCGCAGGCCGACCUUCGAAUCGAUGGUGGGACAGCACGAAGUUCCUGUGACUCACGCUGUCAUGUAUAUAGAGCUCCAACCAUGGGUACGGUGCGACCCGGGGUAGAUUCUUCCAGCCCACUGCAUCCCUGAGUCGUCAUAUUCCCUAUAACCUCCACGACACACCUCGAAAUGCCGGAGCCUAUCAUCUUCUAUGAUAUUCCUAGCCAGGGAACCGCGGUGAAAGCGUGGUCCCCGAACACUUGGAAGACCAGAUAUGCCCUGAACAUCAAGGGUAUCCCUUACAAGACCGUAUGGGUCGAGUACCCCGACAUCGAAAGCGUCAUGCGCAAGAUCGGCGCGCUCCCCACUGAGACCAACGCGAACGGCACCCCACACUACACCCUCCCCGCGAUCUACGACCCAAACACGAAGACCGCGCUCGCCGAGUCCGCUCUCAUCGCCCGCUACCUCGACAAGACGUACCCCGACACCCCGCGCCUCAUCCCCGAGGGGACCGCCGCGCUGCACGCCGCGUUCACCCAGGCGUUCCGGGCCGUGCUCACGAAGGACCUCAUGCCGAUCACCAUCCCCGCGACGGCGGACCACCUCCCGCCGCGCAGCGAGGCGUACUUCCGCGCGACGCGCGAGGUGUUCUUUGGCGGGCCGCUCCAGGAGCUCGCGCCCCCGGGCCCGAAGCGCGAGAAGUACUGGGCGGAGGUGAAGAAGGCGUUUGGCACGUAUGCGCAGUGGCUCCAGGCGGACGGGGUGGAUAAGCCGUUCAUUCUUGGAGACAAGAUCGGGUAUGCGGAUGUUACCAUCGCCAGCUUCGCGGUGUGGAUCCGCAUUGUGUUGGGCGAGGAUAGCAAGGAGUGGACGGACUUCAAGACUUGGGACGGGGGUCGCUGGGCGACGUACAUGGACACGUUCAAGCGGUAUGAAGACGUCGACGCUGGUGAAGCUGCUGUACUUUGA